GAAUGUAGGCCAGUUUAGCUCGGCACAGCAUACGGUACACACAUAAAAUAGAGUCUUUCGCUACGGAAACGGUUUUGAAAUUAUUGUUAGAUCCGACUUCAAAAUGUGCAAUUGUGACAACUAUACACCUUCGUGUUCCGCCACGUUCUAUCCAAUAUGGUGCAUGGUAUGGGGUGGCCUUUCAUGUCUAUCUGGAAUCAUUAUGUUAAUCCAAGGGCGCGUGGGCAAUUUUUGGUAUUACGUCGAUUAUACCCCUUACGGUGCUAUAGCGCUUAUUUUUGGACUAUUCUAUCUUUUUGGUGGACUAAUGAUGAUGCUUGGUGUUAGAAUGAAUAAGAAGAACCUUUUUAAGACCGGAAAAAUCCUGAGCUACUUUUAUGCUAUUCCUUCUUUUGGUUCUAUAUUCAUUUUAAUUGUCCACAUCUUCGCUGUAAUCAAACUGUGCAGAUAUAUUGAAGGUCGCUGGGGAUAGCUGUCUAAAGAUUUCAGAUUUCAGUUUUUAUUCGGAGUUAAACCUUAAUUGAUUAUAUAAUCCACGAGAUCUCUACAAAUUAACCAGUUUUCAAUCAAGUUACGGCAAUUGUAUAUUUUACUUGGAAUAUCCCCUGAUGGUGUGGAAUGCGGCUAUGAUGAAAUUAAAUGUGUACGAUUUCAGAUGUUAAAACGGCUUAUCCAAAUUUUAUUGUGUCUAGUAAAAAUCAUGUGUUCUUCAGCA
Drosophila subpulchrella is the source of this 715-nucleotide messenger RNA. RefSeq lists its product as uncharacterized. The record is from RefSeq and is a predicted model, not a curated record. NCBI's taxonomy places the organism in Eukaryota, Metazoa, Arthropoda, Insecta, Diptera, Drosophilidae. Bases 104 to 472 code for a protein of 122 amino acids. The transcript has 4 exons.